Lactuca virosa is the source of this 1476-nucleotide messenger RNA. The record is from the annotation of a GenBank genome assembly. NCBI's taxonomy places the organism in Eukaryota, Viridiplantae, Streptophyta, Magnoliopsida, Asterales, Asteraceae.
AUGGAAUUACAGAUUUUGAUAACAUUAUUGUUGUUCUUGUUGUUAGUUUUAUUUCCUAUCUUUUUCCUUUUUCGAGGUAAGAAAUAUCCGGAUCGACUCCCACCCGGUUCUUUGGGAUUACCAGUAAUAGGGCAAAGCCUCGGCCUAUUGAAGGCAUUGAAAGCUGAUAAGGUCGAUAAAUGGUUUCAAGAAGGAAUAACAAAACACGGGCCUAUUUGGAAAGCCAGUCUGUUUGGAUAUCCGACAGUUGUUUUACAUGGUCCAACUGCAAAUAAGUUCAUCUACACCUGUGAUGGGAACAUACUCACCAACACACAACCACCAUCAAUUAGUAGAAUCUUGGGUUCAAAAAAUAUCAUCGAGUUGGCUGGCCAUGAUCAUAAACGAGUUAGAGCGGCUCUCACUUCGUUUCUAAAGCUUGAAGUGUUGAAGCAAUAUGCUGCAAAAGUCGAUGAAGAAAUCCAACACCACCUUCAAACGCAUUGGCAUGGUCAACAUGAGGUUCAGGUGCAACCCUUAAUUAAGACAUUAACCUUCAACAUCAUUUGCUCGCUUCUCUUUGGGAUUGAAAGAGGGCCUAAAAGAGAUAAACUCCUACCACAUUUCCAGCACAUGAUUGAAGGUGUGUUAGCAAUUCCAAUUAAUCUGCCGUUCACUCAAUUCAGUCGUGGGAUUAUAGCAAGAACGAAACUAGUACCAAUGCUUAUAGAUAUUAUACGUGAGAAAAGGGAAGCACUUCAAGAACAAAAACAAGCUAACCCUCUCGACAAAGAUCUUAUCACUUCGUUGAUUAGCAUUCACGAUGAUGAUGGAUCACCAACGAUGUCUGAUGAGGAGAUCAUCGACAACAUCAUCGUCGUGAUGGUUGCAGGAUAUGAUACAACCUCAGUUCUCCUCACGUUUUUGGUUAAACUUUUGGCUAACAAUGAAUCGGUCUACUCAGCCAUAGUUUGUGAACAAGAAGAAAUUGCUAAAAGUAAAGCACCAGGAGAAGCAUUGGCAUGGGAAGACCUUACCAAGAUGAAGUACUCAUGGAGAGUAGCAUCUGAGAUGCUAAGGAUAAAUCCUCCUGUGGCUUUGGCCUUCCGAAGAGCGAUGCAAGAUAUUGAGUAUGGAGGAUUCAUAAUUCCUAAAGGAUGGCAAGUGUUGUUGUCUUCGUCCAUGACACACAUGGACAAUGACAUCUUCCAAAACCCGACCUUGUUUGAUCCAACUCGUUUUGAGAAGCAUUCACCACAGCCACCAUCUUUUAGUUUUGUAGCAUUUGGAGCAGGGCCAAGGAUGUGUCCCGGUAUAGAGCUAGCGAAAAUGGAAACCUUAGCUAUGAUUCAUCGCUUGGUGACACAGUUCACGUGGGAGCUUCUUAAGGAAGACGAAUGCUUUGUGAGAAAUCCAAUGCCAGAAUUCAAUCAAGGAUUGUUCGUUAGGAUCACACCCAUAAAAGCAACUUUUAUGUCAUCUAAACCAUCAUUGUAG